AUGGACGAGAAGACAUGGAAGAACAAAAUCAACGAGGCCAACAAGAUGGCCCUGCUGGCCUGGGAGAAGGAGACGGGCAUCGAGCUGGUGCAGAUCAAUGGGCAGAGGCGCUACGGGGGCCCUCCCCCAGGCUGGGUGGGCGGCCCGCCGCCGGCCGGCACCGAGGUGUACAUCGCCAGGCUGCCGCAGGACAUCUACGAGGACACGCUGCUGCCGCUGUUCGGGAGCGUGGGGCGGCUCUACGAGUUCCGCCUGAUGAUGACGUUCAGCGGCAUGAACCGCGGCUUCGCCUACGCCCGCUACGCGUCCCGGCAGGACGCGCGCAGCGCCAUCGCCACCUUCCACCGCUUCCAGCUGCGCCGCGGCUGCGCCAUCGUCGUCUGCUGGAGCACGCAGAAGCGCGAGCUGCUCGUCAGCGGCCUGGGCGCCUCAGUGAGCCGGCGGGAGCUGGAGGCCACGCUGCAGAGGGUCACCGAGGGCAUCUGUAGUGUCACCGUGCACGCCAGCCCCUCGCAGAAACAGGCCAAGCUCGCAGUGCUGAAGUACAGGUCGCACCAGGCUGCUGCCCUGGCCAAGAAAACUCUGAUGGAAGGGACCCUGAGGCUCGGCAAAGCAAAGAUGAUGGUGGAAUGGCUGAAUCCCCAGCUGAAGCAGAAGCUGCAGCUCUGUGAGGAGGAGCCACCAUCCAGCUGGGUGCAGGGAGGUGAGAGCCCAGCAGUGCCCCCGCCUCUGUCGCUGCAGAACGUGCUGCACUGCCUGAACACGCUGUGCUGGAAGCAUCACCUGAGGACACCCCUGAUCAGGACCAAGUGUGUCCAGGUGAACCCCAACGGGUGGCAGCACUUCUGGUACCAGGUGGCCAUCCCAGGGUCCCACGUGCCCGUCAGUGGCUUCAUGUGGAUCUCACCAGACAGGCAGGGCCAGAGCGAGCACGAGAAGGCCAAGGUGGUGGCAGCCCUGCACCUUCUGCGGGUGUUGGCUGAGUCCUUGGGUGCCAGCUGAAGUAGCAGCUGCUCUACCACAGCCACGACUGAGCCCCAGCCCUGCUGGGCUCCUGGCCCUGUUCCAGCAUUCCUUGGAGUUGUUUGCAUCAGUUUUGAGAGCUGGCUCUGGAGGAUAAGGGCUGCUGUCCUGUUCCAUGGCAGCCACCACGUCCCCGGGCAGCCCUCGAGUUGGUUCUAGUUUUGGGUUGUUGGUUUUCCUGUUGCCAAGUUUGGUUCUGUUGAGCUGGUUGGUGUGGUGUUGGAGGGCAGAUCCUGGAGAAGCAGCAGCAGCUCUUGGAGGGGCUGUGCCAGGCCUGGAUGCCAGUGUGAUGGAGGGAAUUCCUCCACUGGCAUUCCUGAGGAGCAGCCUCAGGGGAGAACAAGGCCAGCACAGAGAGUGUCCCAGGGGUCACAGAUGUUCUGUGAGCUGGUGGAGCUGCUGUGUGGGGAGAGGAGUGCCCUUAACCUGUUUGCAUAGUGAGGAAGCAGC
Messenger RNA from Melospiza melodia melodia, 1473 nucleotides. RefSeq names its product DND microRNA-mediated repression inhibitor 1 (gene DND1). The record is from RefSeq and is a predicted model, not a curated record. Gene Ontology annotation, molecular function: mRNA binding. Gene Ontology annotation, cellular component: cytoplasm; nucleus. Gene Ontology annotation, biological process: negative regulation of miRNA-mediated gene silencing; mRNA stabilization. The transcript has 5 exons. Lineage: Eukaryota; Metazoa; Chordata; Aves; Passeriformes; Passerellidae. Bases 1 to 1002 code for a protein of 333 amino acids.